This is a messenger RNA of Galdieria sulphuraria, 2759 nucleotides long. RefSeq names its product DNA repair protein REV1. The transcript is spliced from 7 exons. The record is from RefSeq and is a predicted model, not a curated record. Gene Ontology annotation, biological process: error-free translesion synthesis; error-prone translesion synthesis. The coding region runs from base 35 to 2737 and encodes 900 amino acids. NCBI's taxonomy places the organism in Eukaryota, Rhodophyta, Bangiophyceae, Galdieriales, Galdieriaceae. Gene Ontology annotation, molecular function: DNA-directed DNA polymerase activity; deoxycytidyl transferase activity; damaged DNA binding. Gene Ontology annotation, cellular component: nucleus.
UGGUUAGAAGAGUUUUUUUGUUUUCGUACCUAAUAUGGAAAGCUUUCUUGUUGAUAAUCUUGAAAAAUUCGACACCUCUGAAACUUUGAAAGACUGGGAUGGAGAUUUUAGAGCGUACAUGGACGCCAAAGAAGACAAGUUGAGGGUCCAGUUUCAUAAAGAAUUUGAAAAUACGGAAACUUGUAAGGUGUUUUCUGGAGUGACCAUAUGGGUUGACGGUGAAACCUCACCUAGCCGAGAAGAAUUGAGACAGCUCAUGGGUUUAGGAGGCGGCAACUUUGAAACGUAUUUUUCUCGUCAUCUCGUAACGCAUAUUGUCGCAGAAAAUUUAUCCGCGUCCAAGAUAAAAGAAUUGAAGAAAUAUCGUCUCCACUCCAUUUGUGUAGUAAGACCACAGUGGGUUGUUGAUUCCUUCGUCAACAAAAAGAUUCAGCCAGUGGCUAGAUAUUUGACGCCGGGAAUAUUGGAUGACCAUCAAAAGCAGCUGCAAACGACAAACGAGCAGUUGAACAAUAGUUUAGUGGAAACUGACAUAGUUCACGGUACGAAACCGGAUAGGACUUUAUACUACAGACGAACUGCAUCUCAUUCGACCAAUGAGAACCCCAACUUUGUACGAGACUUUUUUGCACAGUCAAGACUGCAUUUUAUUGGUUCUUUUCGUGCCAGAUACGAAAAAAUAUUAGCCAGAAUGGUUGCCGAAGAAGGCACAUUAUGCAAACUGCCUUAUGAUAGAUCGAAAACUAGCGAACGAGUUAUCUUUCAUGUGGAUAUGGAUUGCUUCUUUGCUGCUGUUUCACUAGCAAAAACGCCUAGUCUAAGAAAUCAACCCAUCGCUGUAUGUCAUGCUCGUCAAAAUUCAGAAAUUGUGGACUCGUCGUGUGAAAUAUCGAGUGCGAACUACGAAGCAAGAGCAUUUGGAAUUCAUGCAGGCAUGUUUGUUGGAGAAGCUCGAAAACUGGCACCUUCACUAAUAACGGUUCCUUAUGAUUUCGAAGCAUAUGAGAAAACAUCUGAACUUAUUUACCGAAAGUUUUUGGAAUACGCCGAAAGAGUAGAAGCUGUUUCUGUAGAUGAAGCUUAUUUAGAAAUGACAGGUAUUGUGCUUCCCGUCAGGAUGAAAGAUAAGGAAAUCCGCAAUAUCGAGGAUUUGGCGAUGGAAUUGCGUCUAGAAAUUGAGAGAAUUUCCGGAUGCACUGCUUCCAUAGGAAUUGGUUCAAAUAAGACAUUGGCUAGAUUAGCGACCAAAAAAGCAAAACCUAAUGGACAAUUUGCAAUAUGGUCUCACCAAGCCAUGGAAAAGUUAUCUUUGUUACCAGUAGAAGAACUUCCUGGUGUAGGCUGGAUGACCCGUCGUCGUUUGCACUCGAUGAAUAUAUUUAUUUGUCAACAGCUGCGUGAGCUUUCUUUGGAAAGAUUGGAAAAGGAGUUUGGAAAACAAACUGCUCUAUCAAUUUUUGAAACAUGUAGAGGAAAGGACGAAAGACCUUUAGAACUUUACCGUCCUCCAAAAUCCAUAGGAGCAGAAGUUAACUGGGGAGUUCGUUUUGAGAAUAAUUUACAAAGGAGUCGAGAAAUGCAAAAAAUUCAUAUUGGAUAUCGGUUUGUAAUAAUGCUUUGUUGUUUUUAUGAUGGAAUCUCAGUGAAUACCAUGCCAGUUGAUGUUGUUUGUGAAAGAUUGAAAGCUGCGGAUGCCAAGGCUACGAAAUUAACGUACAAGGUUCUGAGAAAACAAAGAAAUGCUCCACCUCCAAGAAAAUAUUUGGGUUGUGGCUUAGUAGAUGAGUUUUCAAAGUCUACUUCGUUUCCCAUCAGUGACUCGGCUUUGGAAAUCGGUCCUCGUUGUUUAACGUUACACGAGUCAUUGAAUAUUCCUUUGGAUGAGUUACGUGGAGUUGGUAUCCACUGUUUUGGACUCGAGUUUAGCAGUCAUCAUCACAAGCGACACAAUAGUGGCAUAACAUUAUCAAAAUAUUUCCAGCUUGAUAGGAAUCCACAACAGUUGCGUAUAGAUGGUUGUUUAAAAAUGAGUCGAAUGCCUUCCAAACAGAAUAUUAUGGGAAAAACCAUGUAUCAUGAAAAGUCAAAUGACAUACGAGUAUCUCCAAAUAACAAACGAAGCAAUCAUUCAUUGGAUGAAUUAAUCACCAAGAAUGGUUGGAGUCGUGAAGUAUUUGUGGAACUUCCGAAUGAAAUUCAACAGGAAUUGCUAAAGGAUGCUCAAUCAUGUAAUCAACGUGUUUUUUGGGGAAAUUCUUCAGCAAUGUCUUCCUUUGGUGUUUCGAAAAGAGCACGCAGCAAAUGUAACAAAACAAAUCCAUCUUUUUUGCAGCCUACUUUGACUCAGUUGGAUGAUAUUUAUCAGGCCAAGGAUCAAGGCUUGUCUCAACUUGUUGUUGCAGAAGAAUUUCAGACUCGAUCCAUUCGCGAAUGUUUGGAAAUUUUACAAGAUGUGGAACAUGCGAAGAAACCAAAAAUUCAUAUUCCUUUAGAAUAUUCGAAUAUGGUGAAUUCUGUUCGUCAGGAACAAGAGACUUGGUAUCAGAGUCUACAUAAUUUAAUGAAUGACCCUUUUGUAGAGUUAUCAAAGCAUCUUCGAAUAUGGAUAACGCAGAUACAGUCGUUUCAACCUGAUUUGCGAAGAAAACAUCAAGAAGCACUUUUUGCUUCUGUCCUUCAUGAAGUAGAGAAUGGACGUCUGUAUCAAGUUCAAGGUAUAAAACAACAUAUUUUAUAGAUUGAAUGUCAUUUUGAAGAAG